Molecule: messenger RNA, 646 nt
Organism: Trichomycterus rosablanca
Lineage: Eukaryota; Metazoa; Chordata; Actinopteri; Siluriformes; Trichomycteridae
Exons: 5
Coding region: 50-601 (183 amino acids)
Molecular function (GO): calcium ion binding
Source: RefSeq, a predicted model, not a curated record
UGUUAGCCGUUUCUAAUUGUUGUUAGUAUUUUAAAUCAAUGUAUGUAACAUGGGGUUAUCACUUUCUUACCCACGGGUCACAGAGCAGGAAUCUUAUGAAGAUCCUGAUGAAGAAUCAGACCAAUUUGAUCUUGCCAGGGCAAUCCAGACAACAAAUGAGAAGUAUACUUACACUAUGGUCCAGCAAAGGAUCCGUUCCAACCAGGAAAUUGCCAGAAUGCAGAACCUAUUUAGAAACUGGAAUACCACAGCCCAAGAACUACAGAAGACAUUCCUUCAUUGGACCUCCACAGACCUGCUGAACUUAUGGCAUCUGUUUGAUUGGUUUGAUGCCAACAAGGACAGACUGCUGGAUUUUGAAGAGUACAAUGCAUGCAUUGAUCACAUUAUGAACAGUGCCACUCCUGAAGAGCGCAAGGCCAUGUUCGAGGUGGCUGAUGUACACAAGAACAACUGCCUCAACUUUGAGGACUUUCUACAGCUAAUGCAGGGAAAAAUACAUUCACCUGUGCCUAGCUGUUCUAAUGCGGGGGAUCAAGAUCUUGUCAACAUGGUGGCCAAUAUGGACACAUUCCAGCAGAUGUGUUAUGGUGUCUUCUGAGCCUCAAACUAAGCCUUUGAGAUAUUAAACAUGAAUAUAUUACAA